AUGCUGCUCUCAAGGCUCCUCCUGCUCCCAGUAGCAGUCGCCUCAUCCGUAACCCUCUACGUGUCCUCCGUUCCCGUCUCCGCAGACACCGCCAUCAUCCCGUCUCCCAUCCCCCUCGCGCAAAUCGAGUACGAUGUAGACCAAUCCGUUGGAACCCUAGCAUCGUACACGCCGCCCACAGGCUCAUAUUCCGCCGACCACCUCCUUCGCAUUGGCAUCACAGACCCCACAUCUGGAUCAUGGCGCGGCAUUGUCACAUCUGCGGCCAGCUUCGCAGACGAGUACCAAAAGAAGUUCGUCAUUCAUGUGGACGAGAAGGGCGAGCCUUUCCACGUCGGCUUUGGGACGAGUGCGCGAGGGCAGGGAGCUGAGGUUGAGGUUGAGAUCGUAAAGAGAAGCGUGGGUCCCAAGCCCAUGUUGAACAAGCCGAUUGUGCUUAAUGCGGAGGGCAAGCUGGAAAGCAAAGAGCCGGAGAAGACUUUCUUGCAGAAGUAUUGGUGGGCACUUGCACUGUUCCUUCUUGUCCAAGUGGUUUCGGGCGGUGGAGGAGAUGGGAAAUGA
Molecule: messenger RNA, 561 nt
Organism: Dothidotthia symphoricarpi CBS 119687
Lineage: Eukaryota; Fungi; Ascomycota; Dothideomycetes; Pleosporales; Dothidotthiaceae
Exons: 2
Coding region: 1-561 (186 amino acids)
Source: RefSeq, a predicted model, not a curated record